CAGUUAGCCCCGUGAUCUCUGUCCUUGGCGGAUUGACUGUUUUGCUCAAACAAUUAUUUCGUCAAGACAGACGAGCACAUAAUUUCUUCGUCUUGACAUUAUUGGCAGGGAGACCAGGAUCUAUUAAGAAACGGUAGUUUAGAAAGUAGGUCACAAGAAAGAGGCAAAUAGACAGACUAUACCAAGAUGAGAGGGGAAAGGAGCCGUUUUUCGUUGGCCGGAAUUAUCCCAUUCAUAGUGAUUGGAUCCAUACUGUUUGGGGUUGGGGUUUUGAUCGGACAUUUUGGAAUCCCAGAAGAUUCAUGUCCAUCAUUCUCAUCAAUCGAAGAUGAUGACAUCAGUCAGAUGAUGGUUGAUGAAUGUAAAGCAGAAAACAUCGAGGAAAAUCUAAGACAAUUAAGCAGCCGACCUCAUUUGGCGGGAACACCAGCUGAGAAGGAGAAUGCUGAGAUGCUUGUUAAUCUCUGGACUGAGUACGGAUUCGAUUCGGUUCGGUUACUACCCUACGAUGUUCUCUUGGCUUAUCCUGAUCCUGAUAAUCCGAAUAAGGUGAUGAUAACAGAGAAUGGAGAGGUUAACUUCACGACCGCCUUAAAGGAAGAGAUCCUACGACCUGAAGACGAUCAUCCAGACGUCGUUCCACCCUUUAAUGCCUACUCAGCUCAAGGAGAACCAGAGGGUCCUCUAGUGUAUGUUAACUACGCCCGUGCAGAGGACUUUGAAUGGCUGGCCAAGAACAAACCCGAAAUCAACAUCACUGGUUGUAUCGCGAUCGCAAGAUACGGGAAAGUAUUCCGAGGAAAUAAGGUUCUUUCCGCGCAGGCAGAGGGUGCUAUCGGAAUCAUUCUUUAUUCGGAUCCUGCUGAUUAUGCCGUUGAUGGUGAUGUAUCGGUCUAUCCGGACUCAUGGUGGUUACCCGAUACCGGAGCUCAAAGAGGCAAUACGUUCGUCAGUGAUGCCAAGGGAGAUCCCGUAACACCCGGUUACCCGGCUAAACCAUACAUGUACCGGUUAGACGACGCGGACACAGCCCUUCCAAAAAUCCCGGUUCAUCCGAUCGGUUAUGGGGAUGCGCAACAUCUUCUCAGCGAGUUAUCAGGGGAUGAAGUUACUUCUGAUUGGGCGGGGAGUCUGGCUGUUACCUACCGAUAUGGACCGGGAUUCAUCAACCCAGAAAGAAAGGUCAAGAUGAGCAUUCACACAUCACGUGAGAUUAGAACCACAUAUGACGUCAUCGGCAUCAUCAAUGGAGCCAUUGAACCAGAUCGGUAUGUGUUGCUAGGCAACCAUCGUGAUGCCUGGGUUUAUGGUGCUGUAGAUCCGUCUAGUGGUACAGCAGUUCUUAUGGAGGGUGCAAGGGUAUACUCACAGAUGAUCAAAACAGGUUGGAGACCGCGUCGUACGGUCAUGUUCUGUUCCUGGGGCGCCGAGGAAUAUGGUCUUCUGGGAUCAACAGAAUUCGUAGAGGAAUACCAAAAGGUGUUAGGAGAAAGGGCUGUGGCAUACAUUAAUACAGACAUCGCUGUACGUGGAAACUUCUCCUUCAGGGCUAAAUCAACACCUCUACUUCAAGGCGCCAUCUACGACGCUGCUAAGAAGGUGCCUGAUGGUGAAACUAGAGAAAGAACGACUUAUGAUGUUUGGGUUGAACGGCUUCCAGAUAACAGUGGUAGUGGCCUUCCAUCUGUUAACGUACUAGGAUCCGGAAGUGAUUUUGCUCCGUUCAUGUAUCGCAUCGGUGUACCAUGCAGUGACUUUACAUACACAUAUGACACGAGCCUCAGCAUAUCAUCAUAUCCUGUGUAUCACUCGGUUUAUGAGACAUUCUACACCGUUAAGAUGUUCAUAGAUUACAAUUUCUGGCGUCAUCAGUCUGUUGCUCGGGUUAUGCUUGAAUUCUCGCGAAAUCUCGCGGAUUCCGUGAUUCUACCAUUUGGUGUCCUCGACUAUGCCAAUAAACUGAAAUCCUCCAUUGACAACAUUGAAGAUGAAUACGGCGACAAGAUGGCGGCACAGGAUAUCACCUUCGAAUUCGUCGAUUCAGCUCUGACAAAUUUCACAGCGGCUGCUACAUUCUUUGAAGAGGAAUUAACUGAUAUUGAUGUCAAUGAUCCCAUCGCAGUGAGACGUGUUAAUGAUCAGAUGAUGCAACUUGAACGAGCUUUCAUUGAUCCUGCCGGGCUACCAGACAGAAAAUGGUUAAGACAUGUGGUCUUCGCUCCGAGUAGUGUGAAUUACUAUGCAGGCGAUGCAUUUCCCGCCCUCGUCGAUGCCAUGUACCAGAUUGAUGACGACAUCGAUCAGGUGACUCGGUGGAAUGCAGUUAGAAAACAAAUGGCCAUCAUAACAUUCAUUAUCCAAUCAGCAGCUAGUACACUCACUGACGUCACACAAUUUGGAUAACAAUUCUCUUUCUCUCUCGCUUGAGCAAGAGGCCCAAUUGAUUUUUUUUCUUUUCUUUUUAAUUAAUGAUGCAAAGAAAGAAACAAGAUUAUAAGUACAUUAAAACAAUUAUAUUUGAUAAUUUUGAAAAGAUGUUUUGAUAUAAACAAUAAUGUACAAAGUGUUUUUAAUACUGGAAAUGCUGUCUGUGAAUUCGUCUAUGGUGGAUUGCAUUUAUGCCGUCACAUAAUCGAAUAAGUCAUUUUUCUUUCUUCAAGGUUUAUUGCCUUUAUGUUUAUUCAAAUGAAUAUAAUUUUAUAAAUACAUUUUACAAGAAUUCAGAUACACAAUAAAACCUAUACAAUUCAUUGUACAUAAGAAAAUCAUUGUUGUAUCAUACCUCAAUUUGAAUUUUGUAUUGAUCUUCUUGAGCUUGUUUUACAUGUUGUUAAAGAUAUUUUGGACAAUUUAAUAAACUUGGUAUACGUCUAUAAUUUACAAUCAUAACAAGGGCCCCGUGGUAUAAAACUUACCAUUGAUGGUAACUUCGCCAUCAAUUGCAGCUACUAUGGUAACAGGGCCCAACAGCCAAUCAAAAUCAAGGUUUCCAUGGUAGUUACCAUUGAUGGCAAAGUUACCAUCAAUGGUAAGUUUUGUGCAACGGGGCCAAGGUAUCCAUAUAAUAUGCUGAAUUAGAGAAUAAACAUUUCGAAAUUA
This is a messenger RNA of Strongylocentrotus purpuratus (purple sea urchin), 3099 nucleotides long. RefSeq names its product glutamate carboxypeptidase 2. Bases 187 to 2403 code for a protein of 738 amino acids. Gene Ontology annotation, molecular function: carboxypeptidase activity. The transcript has 17 exons. NCBI's taxonomy places the organism in Eukaryota, Metazoa, Echinodermata, Echinoidea, Camarodonta, Strongylocentrotidae. The record is from RefSeq and is a predicted model, not a curated record.